AUGAUUCGAAAUUCGUCACAUUUAAGUGCUAAAGAAAUUCAAUUAUGGCAUUCUGACUUUGUUAGUAAACAUCCAACAGGGAAAUUGGAUAAAGAUACAUUUAUGGCAACAUUUAAACAACUUUUUCCUGAAAGUUCUAAAAACUUAACACCCAAUUUAUUUGAUACGAUUGAUAAAAAUCAUGAUGGUACUAUUGAUUUUAAUGAAUUUCUUGUUCUUGCUACUAUUGGUAAUAACACUGGAAAUUUAGACGAACGACUUGAUAUAAUCUUCGAUUUAUGGGAUGUUUCUAAUGAUGGACUUUUAGAUGUAAAUGAAUUAGCUCAUCUUAUUUCGGCUAUUUAUGAUCGUACUGGUGUAAAAGAUCGUCAAGGUGAUAAAAAUCCAACACAUCGAGCCAAAGAAAUAAUAAAAAAACUUGAUGCAAGUGGUGAUAAGAAAUUAAAUAAACAAGAAUUUAUCAAUGGAUUGAAACAUGAUGAAACUAUUAAAAAACUGCUCGUUCCUGAUUCUUAA
Rotaria sp. Silwood1 is the source of this 516-nucleotide messenger RNA. The record is from the annotation of a GenBank genome assembly. NCBI's taxonomy places the organism in Eukaryota, Metazoa, Rotifera, Eurotatoria, Philodinida, Philodinidae.